CCUAAUACAGAGGGUUGCAAGUCAUGCCGCUGAACUGAAGUUCUACCAGUUCCUCCUUUUCAUUCCAUCAAAGUCCAGAAAGACUUUUUGCAAGCUUGCAACUCCAAUCAUACACCGUAGUUGCCAAUCCAAUCAUAUGAAUAUUCCGGCGAGAUUCUCUCUGUUCUUUUUAAUCCUCUCCGUCUCCGGCCCCGGUGGAAUUUCUGCUCACAGAGAUGGAGAAAAAGAUUCCACCGUGAAGACCAUGGAGGACUUCUCCGGGUACUCAAUCCACGAGCCCAAUUAUCCCACCUCAGUUUCUUCUUUAUCAGUGGACACUCACUCUCUGCAGAAACAGAUUGAUGAGCUAUCAACUUUCUCAGAUUCACCAGCACCUUCAGUAACUAGGGUCUUGUACAGCGCGAACGAUGUAUUGGCUAGGAGGUAUGUGAAGAGCUUGAUGAGUCUUUCUGGUCUCUCUGUAAGAGAGGAUGCAGUAGGUAACAUCUUUGGUCGGUGGAAUGGCUAUGAACCGGAGCUGGCUCCAGUUGCAACAGGAUCACAUAUUGAUGCCAUACCAUACUCUGGGAAAUAUGAUGGUGUGGUUGGUGUCUUAGGUGCAAUUGAGGCACUUAAUGCGCUGAACAGAUCUGGCUUCAAGCCCAAACGGUCACUGGAAGUGAUCAUGUUCACCUCAGAGGAGCCUACAAGGUUUGGGAUCAGCUGCUUGGGAAGCCGGUUAAUGGCUGGGAGUGUGGAGCUUGAAGGACUUCUCAAGAAGACAGUGGAUGGUCAGAAUAUUUCAUUUUCUGAUGCUGCAGAAUCUGCUGGUUACAGAAAUGCUCUACACUUUUCCAAUGUUUUAUUAAAGAAGGGAAGCUAUUCCGCUUUUAUAGAACUGCACAUAGAACAAGGUCCACUUCUAGAAGAGGAAGCUAUACCUAUUGGGAUUGUGACUGCCAUUGCUGCACCUGCAAGUAUUAAGGUUGACUUUGAAGGCAAUGGUGGCCAUGCCGGAGCUGUCCUUAUGCCAAAGAGGAAUGAUGCUGGACUGGCUGCGGCUGAGUUGGCAUUAGCAGUGGAGAAACAUGUAUUGGAAUCCGGAUCAAUGGACACAGUUGGCACUGUGGGUAUUCUGGAGCUGCAUCCAGGAGCAGUAAACAGCAUUCCAAGCAAAUCACACCUGGAGAUAGACACACGUGACAUCGAUGAAAAGAGGAGAAACGAAGUUGUUGAGAAAAUACAUCAGUCUGCCUUAAGCAUAGCCGAGAAGCGUAACGUAAAGCUGUCAGAGUUCAAGAUAGUGAACCAAGAUCCGCCCGCCCAAUCUGAUGAAUCAAUCACCAUGGCAACCGAAUCAGCAUGCCGCCAACUUAAUUUGAACUACAAGAAAAUGAUUAGCAGAGCCUAUCAUGAUUCCUUGUUCAUGGCCAGAGUAUCUCUAAUGGGCAUGAUAUUCAUUCCUUGCUACAAAGGAUAUAGCCAUAAACCCGAGGAGUUUUCCGACAUUGAAGAUAUCGCAAAUGGCGUGAAGGUGUUAGCGUUGACCCUCGCAAAGUUGUCGUCGCUACAAGCUUGAUGCGGCCUUGAACCCUCGCAAAGUUGUCGUCGCCACAAGCUUGAUGCGGCCUUGAACAAUAUUAUCAUAUGAGGUUCUGCUCAUAUCUGUGUAGAUUUAGUUGUCCACUUUUUACAAAAAGUUCAUUUUAAGAGAUGACUUUGAAAUGUCAAAUAAGUCCUUCAAAUGAGUUUGUCACACGUUCAUAUCACUGUUGUUCAACUAAUAUCGAGAAAAUGAAAAUAAGAAUAUAAACAACUACGGAGUAUAUAUGAAGCUUCUUUUUCGUGGUUCUGUGCUUGCUGUGCAAUUU
Messenger RNA from Cuscuta campestris, 1850 nucleotides. The record is from the annotation of a GenBank genome assembly. NCBI's taxonomy places the organism in Eukaryota, Viridiplantae, Streptophyta, Magnoliopsida, Solanales, Convolvulaceae.